This is a messenger RNA of Myxocyprinus asiaticus (Chinese sucker), 4380 nucleotides long. It is a transcript of the gene pdlim5b, whose product is annotated as PDZ and LIM domain 5b. Gene Ontology annotation, cellular component: filamentous actin; adherens junction; Z disc. The coding region runs from base 159 to 2009 and encodes 616 amino acids. The record is from RefSeq and is a predicted model, not a curated record. Gene Ontology annotation, molecular function: actin binding; muscle alpha-actinin binding. Gene Ontology annotation, biological process: actin cytoskeleton organization; heart development; muscle structure development. The transcript has 13 exons. NCBI's taxonomy places the organism in Eukaryota, Metazoa, Chordata, Actinopteri, Cypriniformes, Catostomidae.
CCUGUUAAAGGGGCGGAAGUCAGUCAGACACUCACUGGAGUUCUUAAAGUCUUGUUCUCUUUCAGUUUCUGCUCACAUACAGCUACAAACUCCAACGGCUCCACAGCAGCUCAGAGGCUGUGAAUUGGACUUUAGCAGUACUUGGCUACACCAGCGACAUGAGCAACAACUACAGCGUGUCCUUGAUCGGACCUUCUCCCUGGGGUUUCAGACUUCAGGGUGGUAAGGACUUCAGCAUGCCCCUCACCAUCUCCAGACUGACAGAUGGAGGGAAAGCAGCUAAAGCUAAGAUCAACAUUGGAGACGUUGUGUUGUCUAUCGAUGGCAUCGCCACAGACACCAUGACACACCUGGAGGCCCAGAACAAAAUCAAAGCUUGUACGGGAAACUUGAACCUAUCACUGCAGAGAUCUUUUGCUAAAAUGGAGACAACAAAGAAUGAAGCACUGGAGAUCAUAAAGCCUGUGCCCAUCAGCCAAUCAGCUGCGCCCGCCACCAGCUCCCCCGCCAACCUCGUCCCGGGCAACAGUGCCUACAACAAGACCGCACGGCCUUUUGGCGGGACCGUUAAUACAGUUCGAUCAGUCAGUCCAUCCCCGGCCCAGACAGCGCCCAAAGCCGCCAUCCCCUCUGCCUCAUCUGCGUUCACUCCAGCUGCACCUUCCGGGCAGCCCCCUCAACCCCCCUUCCCGCUGGGCAGCAGCACCAACCGCCCGCUGUCCUCGCCUAGCUCCACCCCUAAGCCCGCCUCUGGCCGCUCCCCCUUUGCCAAUUCCUCCUCAGCGUCCUCUUCUGGCUCCUCCUCCCCGGCGAGAGUGACAGCCCCCCCAUCUGUCCCCACCCCCCCGCAGCCCUCUGUCUAUAACACGCCCAUCAACCUCUACUCCAAUCAGAAUGCCUGUGAGGUGGCGAUGGGUCAGAGGCGGGGUCUGCUGGAAAGCAAAUCUACAGGAGAGCAACAAAAUGGGACCGCUCGGAAACCCGUCAUAGAGAUGGAGGUGAAUCAUGUGCUCAGUGAUGCCAGUAAAAAGCGUCUGAUUGAGGACACGGAGGAUUGGCACCCGCGCACGGGCACGUCACAGUCACGAUCCUUCCGUAUCCUGGCACAGAUCACAGGCACGGAGAACGAUCAAGCCCAGGAGAAUCGGUCCGGAAAGAAGGAGGUGGAUGAGGAUGUUCAGCCCAGUUCUCAUGCAACAUCUUCAGUCAAAACUAUGACCAAAACCCCCGCUGGAGCCCCUCGACAGGGCAACGGCGUCACACCAACUACAACCAAAAACUGGCAGUCUGGGAACACUGCAGGAUUUCCCAAAGCAGGUGCACCUGUGCCGCAGAUGGGCCCCUCGUUCGGACGGGUGAGUAACAGCGUUCCGAAGGGUCCGCAUCGCCCCGCGCCUCAAGCUCACCCCAAAGACCAAGAUGAUUUGCUGGUACAAAGGGCCGAACAUAUCCCCGCGGGCACACGCACACCCAUGUGUGCCCAAUGCAACAUGGUCAUCAGGGGUCCGUAUCUGGUGGCCAUGGGCAAAUCGUGGCACAAGGAGGAGUUUAACUGUGCUCACUGUCACAACUCACUGGCAGAUGUGGGGUUUGUGGAGGAGCGAGGAUCCGUGUACUGCGAACACUGUUACGAACAGUUCUUUGCUCCUGAAUGCUGCCGCUGUCAACAGAAGAUUCUAGGGGAAGUCAUCAACGCCCUGAAGCAAACCUGGCAUGUGUACUGCUUCCUGUGUGUGUCCUGCCAGCAGCCAAUCAGAAACAACACGUUUCACCUGGAGGACGGUCAGCCGUACUGCGAUACAGAUUACUACACCCUCUUUGGUACCAGCUGUCAUGGUUGUGACUUCCCUAUUGAAGCUGGUGAUAAGUUUCUAGAGGCGCUGGGCUUCACUUGGCAUGAUACCUGUUUCGUGUGUGCGGUGUGCACCACGAGUCUAGAAGGUCAGACUUUCUUCUCCAAGAAAGACAAGCCGUUAUGCAAGAAACACGCUCACACUGUCCAGUUCUGAACACACUCGCUGUGAAACGACAGACGACAACAGAAUGAAAUUGAUUAUUGCUGGUCAUAUUUUACUCUUGAGAUUUGUUUGUUUUGUUUCUUUCAAGUAUGUGAAUGCUUUUGCUGAGAGAUUUUUUUUUUUGCACUGCAAAAAUCAUAUUCUUAAUGUUCUUCUUGUUUUCUAAAAUGUAUCUUGAAUAUACACUUUUUCCUCUUGUUGCAUGAAACACAUAAGGAGAUGUUUAGCUAAAUGUUUUGUCUCAAUAAAUAUUCACUUUCAAAGAAUUAAAAAGUGUGCAAUGAAAGUGCGUGGUGACUGAGGCUGUCAUUCUGCACCAGUCAAAGAAAGAAGAAAGUCAUAUAGGUUUUGGAAAAACAUGAUGACAGAGUUAUCAUUUUUGGGUGAACUAUCGCUUUAACCCUUUAAGCUCUGAAGGUGUUUUUAAGAUUUCCUAAGAAACUGCUGAAAAUUCACAAAAAGUCAAAAAUGGACUUUUUUCUGAUUUGACAUUAUAUAUAUCUUUGGGUGUAAAUAAAGUGGCUCUGAAAAACUGCUUUUGUUUUGUUCCCAAUCAUGUCAACUGUAUCUGAGAAAGCAUUUGUGUUGAUAUGACAAAGCAAUCAAAAGUUAUAGCAUGACAAAAGUAAUUUAUCAUAGUGUCCAAAAACAUCUCAAAACAAAUAAAACAUAAUAAUUGUACAUAAGAACUAAUUACACAUGCAAACACAACAAUAACUAAAGGUUUGCAUAGCAUGCAGACAUGAUUUUAGUAAUGAGAUUUCACAGAAUGAGUUUCAUUCUGUGUCAUUUGAGUCAUCAUUGAGUCUGUGUCAUGUAUUUGGCGCCAUCUCCUGGUGGUCAUAUGUAACAUUGUGCUUCAUGUGGAUUAUCUAAUGAUCUAUACAUCAGAUUAUCUUGUGUGUGGGCUCGUUUGAAAGAUAAUCACCUCCUCUGAGUAAUGGUAUGUGAUAUUUUAUGUUCCGUUUACUUUUUCUGAAGUUAUAAGUGGAAACGCGGCAUAUAAGCAACACCAACAUAAUUGUCAGAGACAUAUACUUAGCUCUUACUCACUAUAUUUUUGUCUGUUAGUAAAACAAAUAGGCUGGUUGUAUUCUACUCUUUGAGAGCUUUCCAACAACAUAUGACACAUGACUAUUUGAUCAGUUUGACUUUUUACUGAUUGCAAUAAUAUGUAAAGUGCAAUUAUAUUUAAUAUACAUUAUCAAAACGGAACAUUUCUGAUUUGCCUGCAAAUUUCAAAGCACUUGUUCAGUUUUGGUCAUAAUGUCUACAUGCAUUGGAAAGUAGAGCUUCUAAGCUUUCAAACGAUACCUAUUUUGUGUUGGUCAAGACUGUAGUUAUUCAUAUAUUGACAAUUAGUUUUUUCUUGCGGGACCAUCUGAGCUUAAAGGGUUAAGCGGUGAAAUUCUUAAUUUAGGGAUGUUUACAAAUUUUUACUGGAAAACAAGACUCAGAUUCUCAUUAAGAGUUUGUUUUUUGCAGUGUAAGAAAAUAUUUUCUCUGAUUCCAGUUUGUUCUCAAUGUGUUUAUAAACAAACAUCAUGUGACAUAUUUACAUCAGAGUUUAUUAAAUGCUGAUAAAGCAGUUUGUGCAUGUUGUUGGAGAUCCUCAUUAAAGUUCAGAAUUUAAAUCAGAUACUGUAUCAAUUAAGUAUUUAAUACACAUGCUAAAUGAAAUGUUAGUGAAGAGAAUGUGAUGCAGUGUUUUAUUGAGAACAAACAUUACCAUAAUAGAAAAUACAUUUAACUUGCAAGAAAUAUUUAAGUCUAUAUUUUAAGCCUUAAAUAAGUUAUUAUUCUGUUUUUGAAACUUACUUAAAAGAGGCUUUGACUUCAUAAUAUAUUUCUGAAAUGUUCAUUGCAUUCACACAUGAAAUCACAUGUAGAUUGUUAGAUCUGUCAAAGUUUGUUAGCUGUAGAAGUGUUAAGGAGAGAGUGUAGAUUCUCAUGGGCCGCUCUAUUGAUGCAGGUUUAUUUAUUGAGCCGGUAGACAGAUUUUACAGCGCUGUGCCCUCAAAACGCUGAGAUUUAACGUUUCAUGUGUUGUUUCUGUGUGAGGUUUGUGGAGUUCUCUUCAGUGUUUGUCGGGUUUAUAUUCUCUGAUGGUUUCAGUGCCUUAAUUAGAACUUUAUUUUGUGCCCAAAUGAUUGUGCAAAGAUAACUAAUAUACAGAUAUUUACAUUUAUAAGUAAUUAAGAUUUCUUUUAUAUUAUCUUCAUUGUUUUUUUAGCUCUAGUUUUGAAUUAAUCUAAUAAGGGGUUGAUGUUUCAUCUUUAUUCUGUUUGGUUUUAAACUCUAAUGCACCUCUGUAUUAUGAGAUGGGAUUAAAAAAAAUAAAAGAACAUUUGUUUUUACCAAA